UUCCUCCGAUGAAAGAACGGGAGAGGGUGGGGGGGGGGACAGGGAGGGAGGUCUACCUUCCUCCCUUCCCGCCUCCUUCCCGCUCCCCUCCUGUUUUCCACGUCUUUUGGCAUGGAUUUUCUUGCAGCAGUUCCGUGCUAGAGGUCUCCACCGAGCUGUGUACAAGUCGGAACUGGCUGCAUUACGAAGCUGGGCUCUUUCUUUUGUGCAUCACCCAGUGAACUCGCUGCAAGAACCCUGCAGCAGCCAGGUUAACGGAUUUCCAUCCGUUAACAAAGAGGCCAACACCUGUCCUCUCUUUUCAAGAAAGCGCGGAGGGCGAGAAAGGAGGAACGAGAUCCGUGCGCCGCCUCCCUGCUCUCUCCCUUUCUCCUUGGCGGAAAAAGCAGACGAAAAGUGACGGAAGGUGAUGCAGACAGAGGAGAACAAAAUGUGGGGCUUGAGGGCACCGCUGCAGCAGCACUGAUUACAACUGAAACAUCUGCAAAGCCAUUGUUUGGGCCUCGGGAAUCUCGGGAUCUGCCCCUGUGGUUCAUCUUCACCGAUUCCCGCCUUGAAGUCUGGCGACCCAUCGCUUUCUGCCCUCACCCGCGUCCUCGGUCUCUUGGAGAGCAUCCUCUUGGUCUCCUCCUCCCUCCGUUUUCCUCCCACCCCUUGAUUCUCCCUCUCACUCUGCAGUAGUCCACAGUAGUCUCUCUGGGAGGUCAGUCUUUCUUUGCUAGCAGCUCAAUUUUGGAUGCUUGCGGAGUGGGGUUCAUGCUAAGCGCUGACAGGAUGGAUGAAUUUCAGAGUGAGGAGGAGGAACCGUGGUAUGAUCAGCAAGACUUGGAACAAGACUUGCACUUAGCAGCCGAAUUAGGGAAGACACUUCUGGAGCGCAACAAGGAACUGGAAGAUUCUCUGCAGCAAAUGUACACCACUAAUGAGGAACAAGUGCAAGAGAUAGAGUAUUUGACAAAACAGCUGGAAAUGUUGCGGCAUAUGAAUGAACAGCAUGCUAAAGUUUAUGAACAGCUGGAUUUAACAACACGGGAUCUAGAACUGGCCAAUCAGAAGCUUGUGUUAGAGAGCAAGGCAUCUCAGCAGAAGAUACAAUGCCUGACGGAAACAAUUGAAGGACUACAAAAUCAAGUUGACGAGCUACAAAAACAAGUGGAAGAACUGCAGAGCUUAGACCAGCUGCGUGUCCGCCGAGAAAAAAGAGAAAGGCGUCGAACGAUCCACACAUUUCCUUGUCUCAAGGAAUUAUGCUCAAGUCCCAGAUAUGAGGAUGCGUUCCAGAUCCACAGCUCUUCCAUGGAGUUCAACCAAAUGCCCUUGGAACGAGAGAAUGAGCGACUGCAAGCGAUGGUAAAUUCUCUCCGGUCCCAAGUUAUCCAGGAGAAGCAGAGAAAAGAAAGGGUGGAGAGAGAGUAUACAUCAGUCAUCCAGGAGUACUCAGAGCUUGAGCAACGAGUUUGUGAAAUGGAAAGCUGCAAAUUGCGCAUUAAAGAAUUGGAAACUGAAUUAUUGGAACUCCAGCAGAUGAAGCAAGUCAAGAAAUAUCUCCUCAGCAGAGAGGACAACCUAUCAGAAACACUUCUGGAGCCAUUAAACAAUGCUCCUGAAUCUGACUACAUAGACCUUUCGGAGGAAGAUGGGAGGAAAAAUCAUGAAUCCUCCAUGGCAGCUUCUCCAAACCAUCCUGUCCGGAAAAGCUGUAGCGACACAGCCCUUAAUGCCAUUGUAACCAAGGAUGCUGUGAGCCGCCAUGAAGGCAAUUAUACACUCCAUGCCAACAAUGUACGGAAAAGGGGAAUGUCAAUCCUGAGGGAAGUGGAUGAGCAAUACCAUGCCCUGCUGGAAAAGUAUGAGGAGCUUCUCAGCAAGUGCCGUCAACAUAAGGACAGCGUACGUCAUGCUGGUGUCCAAACCUCGCGCCCCAUCUCCCGUGACAGCUCCUUUAGAGACUUCCGGGGGGAGAAUUAUGAGCUGGAAGAGCUCAAAACAAUGGAGAAGAGCCUUAGCAAACAUGUGGAAGCGGUAGACAAACGACUAGAGCAGAGUCAGCCAGAAUAUAAAGCUCUGUUUAAGGAAAUCUUCUCUCGAAUCCAGAAGACAAAAGCAGAUAUCAAUGCCACCAAGGUGAAAAAGAAGACUAGCAAGUGAAUCUUCCCUCUUCACCUGCACCUUCAGCCCCCGAUUCUUUUUAGCCCAGGAAAAAUUGCCUGGCUUUCUGCCUUUGUGCUCUGGAAGCUUCUUAUAUUGAUAGCUUGCACAGAAAAGGAGCCUGUUGGGAGUGCCUGAAAAUCAGCAAGAAUCCAAGUCACAUUCUACUCCAAGCUGUCUGGCUCCCUGAAUCUGCUGCAAAAUCUAUAUGUUGUAGUUGUAGUUGGUAUCAAAGAUUUUAUGAGGAUUUCUUCACAUCCUGCAGCAGCCAGAACGCCUAAAUAGGAAAUUGGGCCAACUAACCACAGCUUCACAUCUGUUGCCACAGCCGCUGUUCACUUUUCUGCAUGGAACAUAGGAUCAAGAUCAGAUUCCUUAUAAUGACUCGGAGUAUCCAAAACAUAAUUUUAAAAAAUUAAGUUUCCAAAAGCAACUCCUGAAAUUCAACCCUUCCCCCAUACUAUAUUUCCAUUUUGUUUCUUUCCAUGACGAACCCAUGGAAUCAGAUCCAUCAUCAGUGAGACUUUUCAAUGGACAGCUCCCUAUUCUGAAAGGGAAUAUGUUCUUCCUGUUUAAGCCAUUAUUUUAUUGGUCAACUUUUUCAAUAUUUACAAUGCAAGUUCAUUGCAACUGGAAAAACUUGAAAAGAAAUGUCAGAUUGAUUAAUGUCUUCAUCAGGCAUACCUAAUUGUUCUGAUCAUCUAAUGUGUAGAGCAAACUAAACAUAGGAUGUCCAGUAUAUUUCCUCCAGUAUUUAUUUCAGUAAGUUGUCAUCACUCAUUCUGGGAUUUCCAGAAGCCAAAUAAAUAAGUGCUAUUACUGACUUGGGGAGAGAGCUCCAUCUUUAGUUAGGUGUUGGUUUUUCAAGCCUUGUUGCUCAAAUGAUUACCCUUAUUAUCUUCUGUGACCUGAUCCUAAAAUAUAAUUUGCAUGCCUUGCAAAACGUGAAUAGGGGUGAUUUAUACAUUGCAUAUUUAUACACAAAGCUUUCUCUCUUCAGUCUCAGGAAUCAUCACUCUCCAUUUCAUUGAAAUUAAAUAUUGGGCUACUUUAGAUACACCAUAAUAAAUGAUAGGAAUUACUGCACAUAUGCUUACCAAUAUUACAUUUCAAUAAUGUUUAGGGUACACAUACAUAAGAUUAUUGGCUUAGCAAGCAGUACUAUACUUGAAGAAAUGUUGGAUCAAUUUGGAUAUAUCUGAAUAAAUCCAAAGUCUGUUGUUUCUUUGGAAUUAUAAUAACAUAAAAUGAUAUUUGAAUGUGCUAUAUUACGUUCAGCAUAUUACCUUCUUGUUCUUUCAUCUUUAAACACUAUUGUGUGAUUUUUCUUACAAAGAUCCUUAGACAAUUAUUCUUUAAUGGUCAAGGUUGUCAAGUUUCACCAAGGAGAUGGAGGCUCACAGAUUUUUCUAAUAAUUUGGGCCUCUUGUCAUAUGUCUGCAUUUCAUCAAGCUAGAUCUGUCCAGUUUUUAUAUCCCAUUUCAUGAACACGGUAAAUAGAAGUUUAAGAAGGUAGUUGUGUGGGAAGUCAACUGUGAAGUCAAAGAGAGUGAGCAUAUUCUUUCUUGUGUGACCGGAUUGUCAUUUCAUUUGCUAUAUUCUUGCCAUGAAAAACUUUUGAGUCCUUGUGCUUAACCAAGUGAAGUCACUUUUGAAAUACAUGGAAGUAGUUUUGAGUUAGUCUAUCCAGGAGCUAUUCUUUUGAAUUGGUUCUUUGACUAAAUGCUCAAACCUCUUCUGUACCCUGGAUGUGGUCCAAACGAGCCAUACCCAUGAUUGUGGCUACCACUUUGGUAACCAUAUACAAACCUUCAUGCCUUACAAUAAAAAAAAUGAGUAAUCUGUAAAAAUAACAAAAGAAGUUGGUUCUCUCAAAAUAUUUACUUUGAUCUGUAGCCAUCAAAGCUGUGGCAUUUUAAUUUUCCUUUACUACCUUUUUACUAAGGGACUUCUGACUUUAUAUUUGUCCUAAAAAGUAAUCUGUUUGUUGCAUCAGUAUUUUGGGUGGGAAAGGGCCAUUGCAAUCUUGGUUUUGAAAACUGUUAAUGUGCAAACCAGCGUCUUGUUUGUGUAGCAUACUUAAAAUUAAUAUAUUUAAAAAUGCUUUAUUCUGUUCUUAAAUAAAA
Molecule: messenger RNA, 4274 nt
Organism: Thamnophis elegans (Western terrestrial garter snake)
Lineage: Eukaryota; Metazoa; Chordata; Lepidosauria; Squamata; Natricidae
Gene: CDR2L
Product: cerebellar degeneration related protein 2 like
Exons: 5
Coding region: 757-2148 (463 amino acids)
Source: RefSeq, a predicted model, not a curated record